Molecule: messenger RNA, 1500 nt
Organism: Trichoderma harzianum CBS 226.95
Lineage: Eukaryota; Fungi; Ascomycota; Sordariomycetes; Hypocreales; Hypocreaceae
Exons: 1
Coding region: 1-1500 (499 amino acids)
Source: RefSeq, a predicted model, not a curated record
AUGGCGCGAACCACGAGAAGCCGCAAAGCCGAAGCUCCUUCUGCACAGCCCAUCAGCAGCUUCACUCGCGUCUCCAAGAGCCAAGCUUUCCCUGAAGCAACCAAAAAGGCCGUCGUCUCCAGCGCUGAACCGACGAGGAAGAGGAAAGCUGCAGUCGACAAUGCCGAGAGCAACCACCCCCGAGCCACCAGAAGGACCGUCUCGUUCGCCCCAAGCAGCGACGAGGAGCCGCAAGCAGCACCAUCGAAGCGUGCCUGUCGAAGAGACUCGACAAUCGAUGAUGCCGUGACGGUAACAAUCGCAGUGGCGCCUCCAGCUGCAAAGCCUGCGUCAAAGGCCCCGGUCAAGGGGAAAAAAGUUGCAAAGUCAACGCCUUCGCGAGCUGCCGCUGCCCACAAGCCCAGCGAGUCGACCAUCAUCGCAAAGUCGAAGCAGGACGGCAAGGCCAAGACUGUGCAGACAAAGCUCGACGCCUUCCGCCUGGCCGGCCAGAAAAAGACUCCAGCUCAAGGCAUUGAGGCCGAGUUUGGCCCCGAGCUCGUCGACCUGAUCUGUCUGCACAAGGCGUUUCUUAAAACCGUCACCCUCCAAAUUGCGCACAACGGAACCAUUGUACCAAUCGAUAUCUCGUCCAUUGCGCCACACAUCACCCGUACCUGGGGCAAGCGACAGGUCACAGUCGACGACAUCCGAAGAUGCGUUGCCAUCCAGACAUCCACCCGGGAUUCCAAUGUCGUCUCUCCCUUUAUUGUGUCCGACUAUGGCCGUGGCAAGAUUUGUAUAGAGCUACACCCUGACCAUGACAAUGGUUCAGUGGCCAUCAACGAAGAGAGGCUCUGCAGACAAUUUGAGGAGAACCUUCGAACUCUUUGCGCGAACCGAGCCCAUGAGGACAUGGCCGAUGUGGACGUGCCUCUCGCCAGCCUAUCUCUGGACGAGCUUCCCCGUGCUGAAAUCAAAAACAUGGACCAUGGUAUCAAGGCCAACCCCAUCCUGGCCAAGGGACACGAUGCUCUCUCUGCACUCAAGGGAGGGAUGCUUGCGAAACAGCAAGAUAAGGAAAUCAAGCAGCAGGCUACUGCCGCAAUGCUAAACCCCGACGGCUCCAAGAUGAGCCUUUUGGAUCGUCUACGACUCAAGCAGCUCGCCAAGGCCAACGAACCUCUUCCCCCAACAGGACCCGAGCUUCAGCGCCGAGCUGCUUUGAACCGAGUCAUUGACGUAGCUGCUACUAUUUCCAUGCUCAGCUUGUCGACUCCUGCGUCUCUACCAAGGCAAGCCUUUACGAUGGGACUCGUUUCGGACAAGCUCAAGGACUCCCUGCGGGUUCCUGUUUCAAAGGAGGAGGGAAUGAUUUGUGUGCGGUUGAUUGCCACCGAGAUUGCACCCGAGUGGCUCAAGGUUGUUACCAUUGGCGGCAGGGAGAACGUUGUCAUUCAGAGGGCCUCCCAGCCUGUUGAUCGAGUCAUCGAGGAGCGAGUACAGAAGCUGCUGGCAUGA